Molecule: messenger RNA, 1561 nt
Organism: Coregonus clupeaformis (lake whitefish)
Lineage: Eukaryota; Metazoa; Chordata; Actinopteri; Salmoniformes; Salmonidae
Product: GTPase IMAP family member 9-like
Exons: 4
Coding region: 2-1561 (519 amino acids)
Molecular function (GO): GTP binding
Source: RefSeq, a predicted model, not a curated record
CAUGGUCCUGUUUAGACAGGAUUACAUUCCAGUUGAUAAAACUGCAGUUGACUUUGUGGAACAAAAUGCAGACACAAAGCAAUUGAUCAAGAUAUGCGGAGGGCGGUAUAAAAUCUUUGAUGCUUUGAAGAUUGAGAACGCCAAGCAGACGACAGAGCUUGUAGCAGAAAUAGUCAAAAUGAUGGAUCAAAACAAGACAUGCUACACUCUAUACAUGUAUAUGGAGGCACAGGACUUGAGGCUGGAGGCUAAGUAUCAAUCAGAACUGGACGAAAAGAACAGAACAAUCAAGGAUUUAGAGCAGAAAAUCAGCAACAUGUCAAAAGGUGCUGAAAUGGAGUGCUCCAGCACAGAGUGCGUGAGGGUGGUGCUGAUUGGGAAAACUGGGAAUGGGAAGAGCGCCUCCGCAAACACUAUCCUGGGCAGAAAGGAAUUUGAGUCGAAAUCCAGCCCUGAUUCUGUGACAACAGUUUGCAAGAAGGCAGUCGGAAAAGUUGAUGGAAGAACAGUUGCUGUGGUGGACACCCCUGGCCUUUUUGACACAAAAUUGUCUAAUAAAGAUGUUCAGCAAGAGAUAGUGAAAUGUGUUUCCCUGUCAGCUCCUGGACCCCAUGUGUUUAUCAUAGUGUUGAGUAUCGGGAGAAUCACGCAAGAGGAGCUGGACACUUUGGACCUCAUAGAGAAAACAUUUGGUCCACGGGCAGGAAUGUUCUGCUUAGUUCUGUUUACUAGAGGAUAUGACUUGGAAAAUGAAUCAAUUCAAGAUUACAUUGGGAAAAGCACGAAUGCCAAACUGAAAAAACUGAUCAGAGAUUGUGGAGACAGACUCCAUGUCUUCAACAACAGAGUUGAAGAUGACCGCACACAGGUCACUGAGCUUCUUAAGAAGAUUAAUGAAAUGGUGUCCACGAACAAGGGCAGUUUCUACACCAAUGAGAUGUUCCAGGAGGCAGAGGCAGCCAUUAAACAGAAACAGGAAGCAAUACUGAAGGAGAGAGAGAUGGAGAUUAAGGCUGACAUGGAGAAACUGAAGGUCAGCCAUGAAACAGCCAUGGAAAAGAUGAAGUCAAAGUUGGAAGAAGAGAGAUUGAAAGUUCAGGAGGAAAGACAGCGGAGAGAAAACAUGUUGAGAGAGCGAGAGGAAGCUAUUAGAAAAGAGCAUGAAGAAAAGGAGAAAGAAGAGAAGGAAGAAAGAGAGUUGAAGGACAAGAAAAAGAAAGAAGAUGAAAAGUUGAAAAAAGAAAUCUGGGACACAGAAAAAGAGAAGAUGGAAAAAGAGAUAAAAAUUCAGAAAAAAGAGUUGGAAAAACAACAAAGAGAAAAGGAGAGAGAAUAUAAAAUGAGAAUGGAACAACAGAGAAAAGAAGAGAAAGACAGAGAAGAAUUGCGAUAUGAGCAGCAGUUUGAACCAAAGAUAUUGCGGAGUAAGCGUGAUGCAAGAGCCAUUGAAGGGUCCCGUUUAAUGCCAUCUCGGACCCUACCGGGUCCCAACACCGCCUCUACUGGAACCAGCAGCACUGUGCCAUCCAUCAGCACCUCCUCCCCAGCUGUCAAGGGCUGA